This is a messenger RNA of Caenorhabditis sp. 36 PRJEB53466, 715 nucleotides long. Lineage: Eukaryota; Metazoa; Nematoda; Chromadorea; Rhabditida; Rhabditidae. The record is from the annotation of a GenBank genome assembly.
AUGGACGCCGCCACUUUCAUAGUUGUUGCCUUUCUUCUGGCGGUCGUUCUUCUUGGCUUUGUGUUGUAAGUUUGAGCCGAAAUCUAUCGAUUACACGCUAUUCGUACAGCGGACUCGUGAUCUGCGAGGAGUAUGGUCAGUGCAUCCAACGCUUCCCCCACAUUUUCGAGACUGGGUGGCCGGCACGUCCUCAAGAGCCAGGCGCCAGAUGGUUGCAGGGCACAUGAGCCGUUUCUACUGAUUUCCACGAUGAGAGAUCUGCUCGCUUAACCUGUGAUAAAACGGUUUCUGUUGUUGCUUCAAUAUCUCUCUCCCGUUUUACGCGGUUUUACUCCGUGCUUUUCUAUCUUUCGCAUGAAUUUUAUUUAGUGCUUGUGCUAAUAUCCCUAUUGAGAUGCUUUCGUUUCUCAACAACCCGGCCGUUCAAUUUCUCAUAGUCGUGUUCCUGGUCUGCGCCAUUGCGAUCGGGUGAGAAUGAAAUAACCUGCCUUGAAAACAUUGAAAUUCGCUCAGAUCGUGCUGCCUCAUCGAGAGAAUGGUUGGCGUUCUUUUCCCGGUCACCGAUCAGGACUUCGGACGUGUCAUGUACGUCCCACACGACCCAGUGAACACUAACCCGACGGUCACCAUUCGUAUUGAGUCUCCGACAGUUGACGUCGACGAGCCGGCUCCGAUUGCCGAUGCAGAAGAGGAUUUCCGUCUAUUCAUAGAAUAG